AUGGAAGCAACUACACAUUACCACAUCUCAUCCUUCUUCCUGAUUGGUAUUCCUGGUUUGCAAGAUUUUCACUGCUGGAUUGGCAUACCUGUCUUCCUCCUGUUUGUCCUGACCCUGCUGGGGAACAGUGUCACCAUUGUUACUGUCAAGUUAGAGCCAGGCCUUCAGCAGCCUAUGUAUUUUUUCCUUUGCAUGCUGGCAGUGAAUGACAUGGCCCUUGCCUCUUCCACAGCACCCAAAAUGCUUGGCAUCCUCUGGUUUGAUGCUCACAGGAUUGACUUUAAUAUCUGUCUCACACAACUAUAUUUUAUCUACACAUUUUGCGUUAUUGAGUCAGCCAUCCUUGUUGCCAUGGCUUUUGACCGCUGUGUAGCUAUUUGCAUCCCACUGUGUUAUACAACCAUCCUGUCAACACCAAUGGUUGUAAAAAUAGGUUUAGUUGAUAUAAUCCGAGCUAUCUUUAUGGUUUUGCCACAUCCUCUUUUCAUUACUAAGCUACAAUAUUACACCAAGUAUGUCAUCAAUGAUGCCUGUUGUGAGCACAUGGCUGUGAGGUUGGCCCGCGCCAGCAUCUUCAUUUACAGAGUAUAUGGAAUCUCUGUGGCCCUUUCAGUGAUGAUAUUGGACCUAGGGCCCAUAGCCACAUCCUGUAUCAAAAUCCUUCAGGCAGUCUUUCGUCUCUCUUCCCAGAGCACCAUCUCUAAAUCAAUGGGCACCUGUGCUACUCAUGUCUGCACUAUUCUUGUUUGUUACAUACCUGCACUUUUUAGCUUUCUAAUUCACUGCAUUGCCAAGAAGGAAUCUCGAAGUAUGCACAUAAUUUUUGCAACUUUGUACCUUCUAGUUCCCCCGACAGUCAAUAUCCUGGCAUAUGGUAUCAAAACCAAGCAUAUUGGAAACCAAGUGGUGGGUCCCUUUUUCUCAAAUAAGAAAAUUUCUAUAUCAAAUAAGAAAAUUUCUCUCUCUCUCUCUCUCUAUAUAUAUAUAGAAAUUUUCUUAUUAUAUAUUUUGAGGAUAGCCUGGGCAAAGUGGUGA
Macaca mulatta (Rhesus monkey) is the source of this 1035-nucleotide messenger RNA. The record is from RefSeq and is a predicted model, not a curated record. NCBI's taxonomy places the organism in Eukaryota, Metazoa, Chordata, Mammalia, Primates, Cercopithecidae.